UUUUGGUCCAUUUGCUAGAAAAUAUUUGGGUUUAUAACCCCAAAUGUUUUGGUCUGGUUUGGUGGUGUUGGCAGUUUGGGAGGCCUGUGUUUCUGGUUCUCUGUUAUUUCACAGGAAAAAGAAGGAAUUCCCUGACUUUCUGGGCUGGUGUGAGGACCUGGUGGGUGGGUUAGACUCUGAGGGUUUCAUCCUCGGGUGGGUUAAACCUCCCCUGUGCAGGGAGGCUCAGCACCUGCCUUUUAGCACGGGAUGGAAAGUUGCAUCACAAAAUAAAAUAUAAACAACAACAACAACAAAAAAGGAAAAUAUGUGAUUUCUGUCCAAAAUAGUAUGAAAGUAGAAGCAGGAGUGAAGUGUAUGAUACAUGGAAAUGAGCUGUAUGUGGAGGAGAGGAUAGUGAAGGACUGGGAGGCUGAUGAAGAGCAGAAGGCAGGACAACACUGGAAACCACCUACAAGAAAACAAGAGAAGAAACCUCAUGGGCUCACCGAGCCCCUGGGAUGAGGAACAAAGCAGCCGGCUCCAGCCCUUCGCCCCGUGCCCUGGAGAAGCCUCAACACCAUCGGCCACCCCUCCUCCAUGGCAGGAGGUCCCCGCGGGCGGGCGGCUGGGUGGCAGAACGGCAGACAAAGGUCUGACGCGUUUCCAUCCUGUACCAAGGGCCGCCAGUGCCUUUGUUUUGGGCAAAGGUUUGAACAGGUUUUGACAAACACAGAUAACACUUCACCACGGUGAUGUUUGGGUCACUCCCCUCUGCUGUGAUAAGAGCUGGCCUCUUAUCAGAUGGCAACACUUUGACCUUGCUAUCGAAGGUGUGUGUUGCUCUAUUCUCACCUGAGCGCCCCGUUAAGGGCACAAACUCCUCAAAAUCCUCAUGGGCCAAAAUACAAAGGAACCCUUGAAGCUGGGAGGCGUGCGUGGUCGUAAUGGAAAAUGGAAGUCAGCAGAUAAAGGGAGGGUCACUGCUGGGUAUAAAGCUGGGGAGUCUGGGCAGCUCAGCCCAUCUGCUGCGGUCUCCAGGAGGGUGUGCGUGGAGCGGUGGACAAUCCUGCAACCAUGAAGUGGCUCGUCCUGGCCCUGAUGUGCCUCCAGCUCUCGGAGGGACUCGUGAGAAUCAAACUGAAGAAAGCCUUGUCUAUACGGGAGAAAAUGAGGGAGGCUGGAGUGCUGGAUGAAUACUUGAAGAAGAUUCGUUAUGAUCCAGUCAAGAAAUACCGCUUCAGUGACGACUAUGUUGUGUCUGAGCCCAUGACCAACCACCUGGAUUCCUCUUACUUCGGGGAGAUCAGCAUCGGGACCCCCCCACAAAACUUCUUGGUGCUCUUCGACACCGGCUCCUCCAACCUGUGGGUGCCCUCCACCUACUGCCAGACGCCGGCGUGCCUCAAUCACACGAAGUUUGAUCCCAGCGAGUCCUCCACCUUCACCUCCAACGGCCAGACCUACACGCUCUCCUACGGCAGCGGCGCGCUCACGGUGGUGCUGGGCUACGACACGCUGACGAUCCAGAGCAUCGUGGUCACAAACCAGGAGUUUGGGCUCAGUGAGAACGAGCCAACCCAGCCUUUCUACUAUGCCGAUUUUGAUGGGAUCAUGGGAAUGGCCUACCCCUCGCUGGCGGUGGGAGGGACGCCCACUGCACUGCAGGGCAUGCUGCAGCAGAACCAGCUCACCGAGCCCAUCUUCAGCUUCUACUUCUCCCGCCAACCCACCUACGAAUACGGAGGAGAACUCGUUCUCGGAGGGGUUGACUCUCAGCUCUACGUUGGGGACAUUGUGUGGGCCCCGGUGACCCAGGAGCUUUACUGGCAGGUCGCCAUUGAUGAGUUUGCUAUCGGACAGACAGUGACCGGCUGGUGCAGCCAGGGAUGCCAGGCCAUCGUGGACACGGGGACGUUCCUGCUGACGGUGCCCCAGGAGUAUUUAGGCAGCUUCCUUCAGGCCCUGGGUGCCCAGCAGACCAGCUAUGGUUAUGCAGUUGACUGCAGUGAGGUCCAGAACUUGCCCACCAUCACCUUCGUCAUCAACGGAGCUGAGCUCCCACUGCCCCCCUCCGCCUACAUCAUGAACAGCAACGGCUACUGCACUGUCGGGGUUGAGGUCACCUACCUGCCUUCCCAGAACGGGCAGCCGCUCUGGAUCUUGGGUGAUGUCUUCCUCAAGGAGUAUUACACCAUCUUUGACAUGGGUAACAACCGCAUCGGCUUCGCCUCGUCGGCGUAGAGGAGUGAAGCAGCAAAAUCCAGCCCUUCUCCUGGCUAAACACACCUCAGCCAGCACUGCUGGAGCACUACAAGGUUCCUACGGACCUUUAUGUUCCUUUACGUGCCUGCUUGACUCCCUAUUUCCCCCAGGAUCUCUGUGUAAGGGCAUCCUCACAGUCGCCCGUU
Messenger RNA from Athene cunicularia (burrowing owl), 2390 nucleotides. RefSeq names its product gastricsin-like. The transcript is spliced from 9 exons. NCBI's taxonomy places the organism in Eukaryota, Metazoa, Chordata, Aves, Strigiformes, Strigidae. The coding region runs from base 1057 to 2223 and encodes 388 amino acids. The record is from RefSeq and is a predicted model, not a curated record. Gene Ontology annotation, molecular function: aspartic-type endopeptidase activity. Gene Ontology annotation, biological process: proteolysis.